AUGUCCGACACCACUGUUAGCGGUGAUACGAAAAAUGCAGACUUAAAUCCAGAUACUGAGGAAACUGUAGCCCCAACAGCAUUUUUACGUACUGACAAGAAGCAACUUAAGUUCUUUGAGGCCGAGAAGAAGCAGCACAAAAUCACACAAAAAAUCAGUGACCUCAAUGACACUGAGGAGAGAGGCUCCCUCUACCAAAAAGUGAGACAAGAUACAGAUGAUUGUGGGACAAUUGACACAUUUUCCUCGGCCAACUCUUCUUCUGAUGCAUCUCCAUCCUCCUUCAUCUCUGCAUCCUGCAGUACAUCCAGCUCAUCUUCAUCCUCCUCAUCCAGCUCCUCAUCAACUGAUUCUUCUGAUUCAGACAACAAAUCAAAAAGACGAAGGAAGAAAAAGAAGCACCACCACCGGAGUCACAAGAAAAAGGACAAAAGAAAGAAAAAGGACAAGAAAAAAAGCCAACACGGCAAGCAAAGAGCACGUCAUCCUGAGGAGGCCAUCAAGAGAUACAAGAAAGUCCUUAAGGCGUACAAGAAAGGAAGAAAGUUGAGUGUGGCAUAUCGAAAGGUUGGUGUUGAUCGGAACACCAUCGUCGCCAGUGCCCCAAUCUGUGAGCUGGCUGUCGUAGCCCCGAAGAAAUACAAGGAGUUGAGGAUUGCUCACAUGCCACAGCAACGACUGCUGGACUUUGCAAAAAACUGUCUGGAGGGAUGGGAAGAGGGGACGCACCACCGACCCCCACACCCACCCCCGUCCGCCCACCCAGCCGACGAGCCGCAGCCCCCCAACCAGCACAGAACAUCGCGGGACCCCCAAGGACCCACCAAGCGCAGGGCAGGGCCCCCACCGGAGCCGGCGACACCCAGCAGAGACACCGGCAUCAAGCCAGCGAUCCGCGCCGGACCUCAGGGCGAAUACCCAGACAGAGAAGAUAGGGGAAGGCAGAAGUAG
This is a messenger RNA of Corythoichthys intestinalis (scribbled pipefish), 951 nucleotides long. Its product is annotated as coiled-coil domain-containing protein 106-like. The record is from RefSeq and is a predicted model, not a curated record. Bases 1 to 951 code for a protein of 316 amino acids. The transcript is spliced from 5 exons. Gene Ontology annotation, cellular component: nucleoplasm. Lineage: Eukaryota; Metazoa; Chordata; Actinopteri; Syngnathiformes; Syngnathidae.